Messenger RNA from Capsaspora owczarzaki ATCC 30864, 1634 nucleotides. RefSeq lists its product as hypothetical. NCBI's taxonomy places the organism in Eukaryota, Filasterea, Ministeriida, Capsasporidae. The transcript has 6 exons. The record is from RefSeq and is a predicted model, not a curated record. Bases 35 to 1582 code for a protein of 515 amino acids.
GCCAUUUCUCUAAAAACGCAUUUGAAAAAACAAAAUGUCGAGCCGUUUUGUCAACUUUAUGAGCGCGACUCGCAGUAGCGAUGCUCGUAAAGCCACAAGCACCACUGCAGCGCCAGCCCGUGCCGGAGCGCCUUCUAAAGUGUCAUCCUCUUCCGCAACCGGCAGAAGUGGGACUAUUGUUUCAAACGCACAACCGACACCCGCAUUGCCUGGUCGUCACCACGUCCCCAGCCAACCAGUCUCCAAUUUGCACAAGCCCGCGCAACGUACUGCUGUUCCGCCUGCACAGCAACCCAAGGGACGCCUGCUUGGGCAAGCGGCUGCUCGGCGGGCAAACAGUAGCGCCGUUGGCCCAGCCUCUGCGUGCGGAUCGGAUCAAAGCUUCCUGUCGACAUCAAGUGCAGCAGCACCUGCACCACGAACAAGUCAGGCAUCUGCUGCACUGCCAAAGCCGGCACCAAACUUGGCUCUGCUUGCUGCGCGAGAGCAGCGACAGAACGCUGAAAAUCAGAGUGAAACCCUGAACAUUACCACUCACGACCAAAGCUUUGACGCUCAUGAUUUCGAUGUGAGCGUGCGCCCAGACAGGAAUCGCGUAUCCAACAUUUCGCAAGUCUCGAUUGAUAGUCUGGCCAUGCCAUCGCCGCCUCAAACAACAGCCUUCAUGAAGGCGUCAAUGACAGCCCUCAACCCAAGUUCACCUGCAGACCGAAUGAGCAACGAGUCUCCAGCAAUGCUUGGCACCCCACCCAAGACGCCUCUGUUGCGCGCACGCUCUGCGCGGGUGGCCCAGACGAUUCCCACCGGAAUGGCAGCAAGCUAUAGCAAUCAAGACAGCGAUGGCAACUCGCCAGAUUCCGUACCCUCUGGUCCUCAUGACAUGGAGAGUCCGGACUGGACGUUCUCUAGCCCGACAGUCGUCCCGAUGAUCAUGCCUGGUCAGUUCAGCAUUGUCGACGCUCGCAACGUUGCAUCCAACUUGGAUUUGGACAUGUCCCCUCUUCAAGUCCAGUCCGUCGUGGUUUUGCGACCAGAGAGCCUCGACACGGAAACUCGCUCUGCCGUCCGCUCGGACAAUGCUGUUGUGGACACUGUGCCUUCGGAGGAAAUCUCGACUGGAGGUAGCAGUGAAGACGAGACGGUUUCCGGCGCGGUGGCCGUCUGGACGAUCGAAGACCCAACAGUGACUAUGCGACUGCCCUGCCUGCCUGCUGCGGUUCCAGACCCGGUCAAGCCCAAGGGCGUACUCGCACCAACAGGAACCGAUCUCAACAUGACCGUGUUCGCAGACGUGGUUGAAUCCGAUGACGAGCAAGACGAAAAGCCUACUGUCGAGACACGCACGCGCUUUGAGCUCGGUAGUUUCCCAGUCAUGUUCCGAACCGGCAAAGGCUCGGAGCAGAUUACUAGUCUAUACCGUUUGCUGGAAGAGACAGACGGCCCUCUGACAAUUGAUAGCCUUUGCACCAAGCUCGAGUUUACGCGCGAGCGAGUGGCGUUGUUGGUUGAUGUGCUGCAUUCGCGCAAGUUGGUGGUGCGCAUGCGAUCGGCAGGCGGUCGAGAGGCGUUCCGACUUGUGUGAUUGUUUCGCGUGAUUGGGAGCUUGUUGAACGAUUUCAUGUGUUGCUUGCGGG